AUGGGACAGCAAACAUCAACACCAAAAAUCACUCUGCAAGACAGAGCGAUAUUCCUGUUGAAGCAACAACGAGACAAAUUGAAACAAUAUCAACGGAAGUUGAACACGAUAAUAGAAAGGCAGAACAAAUUGGCUAAGGAAGCUAUAAUCAAGAAGGAUAAUGCGAGGGCGAAGGUUUACUUGAGAUCAAAGAAGCAGCAGCAGACAACAAUAACGAAGACAUACGAGCAGCUCGACAACUUAGAGACAUUAAUCGGUACUAUCGAAUUCAAGUUGAUCGAGAAGGAUGUGAUGUAUGGGUUGGAACAAGGUAAUGAGGUGCUAAAGACGUUGAAUUCGGAAAUGAGCGUGGACAAGAUAGACAAGGUAUUGGAUGGCCUAGAGGAUGAGAGGUUGAAAGUAGACGAGGUACUGGAUAUGCUCGGAAUGGGUUCGGGCUUGAGCAAUGGUGAAGAACACGAAGUGGAUGAGGAGCUAGCCAAUUUAGAAGCAGAAGUCAACGGCACCAAGAAGGUCGAAACGGAAGCCCUGCAAGACAUUGACAUGCCUGCUGUGCCUGAUACUAAACCAGAAUCAAAAAUUCCCGAUGAAGAGGAAGAAAAAGAGGAAAAGCCAGUCAAGUCUAAACCUAACGAGCCAAUAGCUGCAUGA
Messenger RNA from Debaryomyces hansenii CBS767, 651 nucleotides. It is a transcript of the gene VPS20, whose product is annotated as ESCRT-III subunit protein. Bases 1 to 651 code for a protein of 216 amino acids. The transcript has a single exon. NCBI's taxonomy places the organism in Eukaryota, Fungi, Ascomycota, Pichiomycetes, Serinales, Debaryomycetaceae. Gene Ontology annotation, cellular component: ESCRT III complex; multivesicular body. Gene Ontology annotation, biological process: late endosome to vacuole transport via multivesicular body sorting pathway; vesicle budding from membrane. The record is from RefSeq and is a predicted model, not a curated record.